Molecule: messenger RNA, 4255 nt
Organism: Dinoponera quadriceps
Lineage: Eukaryota; Metazoa; Arthropoda; Insecta; Hymenoptera; Formicidae
Gene: Reck
Product: reversion-inducing cysteine-rich protein with Kazal motifs
Exons: 8
Coding region: 162-2972 (936 amino acids)
Biological process (GO): extracellular matrix organization
Cellular component (GO): plasma membrane
Molecular function (GO): protein binding; metalloendopeptidase inhibitor activity
Source: RefSeq, a predicted model, not a curated record
GUACGUCGAUCGUGCGUGUAUGCGUGCAUGCGUGCGUGCGUGCGUGCGUGCGUGCGUGCGCGCGUACGACAGUGAGAUGAGGUGAGAACUCGCGGCGCGCGAGUACCUGUCGUCCACGGAGGGUUCGGAGCAAAGGGGUGUCCCGCACGCGCGCUGAUAAAAUGCGCGGCUUAACGCUGCUGCUGAUAACGGCGAUCGCGAUGAUCCUCUCGCCGGUCGCCGCGAAUCUCUUUCUCAACGCCGCACAAGAGAUGUCCUGCUGUUCGCAGGCUGCUGGAUCCUGUCGGAACGAGUGCUCCAAGACAUCUCUGGUGGUGCUGGGUGCGGACACCGAGGCGCGGGAGAACGCCACCCAACGUCUGCUGGAGUUCUGCCCGACGAGACUGGUGGACUUCUGGAGCUGUGUGAACUCGACGUUGAAUGACCUGAAGAGGAACGAGAAUUGGCUGGGUCGUGGAUGUUGCCAUCUCGCGCAGAAUCCCACGUGUCGCAUGACCUGUGCCGUGUCGGGCUCUAGGAAUGAUCUCGCCGAGUACUGCCGGCCGAGCGAUGAACCCGAAUUCUUCUCCUGUCUGGAGAAACGCGAGGAAGGCGAACGAUGUUGCAGCAAUGUCUCCAACGACACAUGCAGGUCCAUCUGCAAGGACCUCUUCUAUAAGACCGGCAAGCAGUCCAGUUUGAAGCUGUACAACAGCAUGGGCUGUUUCCAUCAGGUUCCGAAGUGCCUGAAGAGCCUGGCCGAAGUGAAACACGCCGAAGAUCCGAAGCAACAUCUGCACUGUUGCGAGGAGGCGAAGUCGCCGGCGUGCCUGGAAACGUGUCGAAAGAUCCUGCACACCGCGACCACCGACCAUGAGAUCAUGGACGCGCUGACGGAGAGCUGCAGCCCCGUGUUCCCGCAGUUGCCCAUAUGGAGCUGCCUGUUGAAGUCCGACUCAUCGAAGCCCACGCGUUUACCGUUAGACGCCGGCAAACUGGCGUGCUGCGCGAAAGCGACCAGCUCCAAUUGCCAGAAUUUAUGCUGGCGGACCUUCCAGGCCGACUGGGAGACCGCCUGGCCGCAGUUGGACGCAACGUGCCUCUCGUCCAGCAUGGAAGGCGAACUCAGGAGGUGUCUCGAGGACGCGGACGAUCCCUGUGAGAUGGGCUGUUCCGGCUUGUCGUAUUGCGCACAAUUCAACGACAGGCCCACCACGCUCUUCAGAACGUGCACGGCCGCGGCUGACGAGGCCGCCAAAUGGGAGGUCGACCAUUGGUCCCGGGGUGAAGCCAUUCGCGGAUUCAGCGUGCCGGUGCACGCCGCCGCCUCUUGCCCGACGGAGACCCUCCGCGCCGCCGCCUGUUUUCUACAGCUGCGACCCUGCGAGAACAGGCUGCACGAGACGCGGCUUUGUCGCGAGGACUGCCUCGAGUUGAUGGCCAGCUGCGUGGACUGGAGCCUGAUCGACGGCAGCCACAACGCGGCUACUCUGUGCGGCAAACUGUCGCCCGGUAGACCAGACGCACCGUGCGUCUCGUUGGGGCCCUUUCUCAAGAGUUCACAGGAGUUCGACGACGACGAGGCCGUGAUCCUGCCCGAGGAGGACAUCGCGACACCCUGCAAGCCGAACCCGUGCCCGCAGGGCCAGCUCUGCGUGCUCCAGCCGAACGGCGAUGAGGUCCACCGCUGCCUGCCGGCUUGCUCGCUGGGGGAGAUGUCGAAGCAGCUGGUGCCGGUCGGCUCUUGGAUUCAGAUCCCGCGGUUCGACCAGCACGGCUGCCUCAACAUCUGCCAGUGCACGACGCGCGGCCUGGAGAAGUGCCGCGUCCUCAACUGCUUGAACUUCAAGUCCUGCUGGGUGCACGACCGGUUCAUCGCGCACAAGGCCAACUUCUACCUCGAGUGCAACCCUUGCCAAUGCUACGAGGGCGAGUUCACGUGCUCCAAGAGGAGCUGCGGCGAGCCGCGUGCGCCGUCUCUACCCUGCGACUGCUCGGCUCACUAUGUCCCCGUAUGCAGCAGACUGGGUUGGACCUUCGCGUCCGCCUGCUUGGCCAAGUGCGUCGAGCUGUCGGCGACGGAGCUGGAGUUCGGCAGCUGCUCCAGCAGGGACCCCUGUGCCUCCAAUCCCUGCGGCAGCGCGGAGCAGUGCGUGCGCAGACCUCGGGUCUGCCUGUCGCGUCUGCACAAACCCUGCCGGCAGUACGAGUGCGUGCCGAUAGAUUGCAACCCGCGCGACGAGUCCAGCGGGCCCGUCUGCGACCGGCUGAGCCGCCAGCACGUUUCCGUCUGCGCGAUGAUCCGAGCUGGAGCGAGUCUCAGCUACAGAGGACCCUGCCUGAAAGACUGCAGUCUCCGGGGCCCGGUGUGCGGCGUAAACGGCGAGGUUUACGCGAACGAGUGUGCCGCGUGGGCCGAGAAAACCGUCGUGGACUAUCAGGGCCCCUGCGUCGCCGUCGGUCUCAUCGGUGACUCGGUGGAGCCUCGCUGCGGCGAGGCUGUCCAGUGUCCCCCGUUGGCGGAGCCGUACUGCAUCGGGGUCACUCCUCCGGGUGCUUGCUGUCCAGUCUGCGGAGGCGCCGCGCGGUUGGUCUACUCCAAGAAGCAGUUGGAUCGGAUCUACUACACGAUGGGCGAAGAAGUCGACAAGGACUUCGUCACUCUGGAAGUCCUUCUGGCCGCUCUGAGCCGUCGGGUGCACGUGGCGCAGUGCGCUGUUCGCGGUAUGCUGACGCCCGACCUCGACGUCUUCAUCAUCGUGCAGCCGAUCACCAAAAAGCCGUCGGCGUUGCAGCUGCGAGCCUGCGUGACGGAGGCGGAGAAGCUGGUCACCAGGAUCUCGGAGAGGAGUUCCACGAUCGCAGCGGAGGUUCCGCUGGGCUCGCUGACGCGCGCCGAAGUGGCUCACAGUUACGUUUCGAGCGCCAUGACAAUUCAGGCUUGGCUCGCGACCAUCACGAGCGCCAUCGUCGUGCUGAACGUUCUGUCGUAAGCGCAAUUACAAAGAGAAUGGGAGAUGCGUCGCUUAUACCGUAUAUCGUAUCAACGUUGUCUCGAAAGUAGAGCGUAAGGUACAAAUGUCAAUGCCGUGCGACGCGUACUUAAUUUUGGACGCUCUUAUUACUUUGGUCUUUAAAUACGAAUAUCUAAACUUUCAACAUAGGAUAUAACAUAGGAUAUAACAGAAUGUGCAUAUUCAAUAUAUGUAUAUAUUUAUGUUUAAAUAUUCGUAUUUAAAGACCAAAGCAAUAAGAAUAUCGUGGAGUCAGGGGUGCGUGUUCAGGCAUUGGUACUUUUAUCUAACGCGUCUUUUUCCAAUUUAUCGCACACAGGUUUAUCACCGUAGCAUUUUUCCGGAGCCGAGAAUUCGCAAGUCGUAAGCGACGCAUCUCACUUCUUCCCGUUCUUCCUCGACGUUGAAGGCGUCUCUUUACCUAAUCGCGAUGCCAUUCGCGACGGCGAGUGGUCUACAGCGUGUCUCGUGUCUGUGAUUCUUCUAGUGCCUCCGUAAUAUACAGCAGUACAAGAUAUAUUAUAUUUUUAAUCGCUGAUUGAUAUUGCCAAAGAGAGACGAGAGAAUAUAUAACGCGAGAGAGAAAGAGAGAGAGAGAGAGAGAUGUACAAAGAUUUAGGAUUCACCGCGUGCACUGUCCGUCACGGGUACAUCGAGAACACAUGCUCAUUGUAAGUUGUAAAUAAAUAAGAGAUCGUAAACUUAAGUUACCAGUUCGCAGAUAUCGUGACAUAUCAGUAUAUCGUGUGCCGCAGAUGUGACUUUUACACAGCGCGUCCUUCUGAAAAACCGAGAGAGCUCAAAGCGAGGCGAGUCUUAAAUUUUCCAAGAGUCCGGCUGGUAAUUUUAGCUACGCGACAAUCAGAAAUCGAUACGAAAUUCUAAAAAAAAAUUUUUUAAAUAAAUAAAUAAAGCGAGAGCAACUCGCAAGCGAUACAGUUUCUCCAGGACACGCUGUGUAGGUACGGCUUUACACUGCCGAGCGUUCCGAAUUUUUAUACAACGCCGCGAAUAAGUAAGUUAACUCGUGGUAGGAUACUCGUCGGGGUGCUUGUUAAGGUAAGGAUUAAAGGAACGACGGUCCUCGCACUUUUAUUAUUUAUAAACCUGCGAAAAUUUGGAUCGCCUGCAGUGGUUCGUGCCAAUGAUACAGAUAAUGCUCCUAUAGGUGUUAAGUAUACCUUGUUAUUGUGCUGUUUAAUACAAACUCUUGGUACCGUCUCAGUUGUAUGUAUAAUAAAUUUUUCCAACGUUUUUUUUUA